This is a messenger RNA of Xyrichtys novacula (pearly razorfish), 801 nucleotides long. Lineage: Eukaryota; Metazoa; Chordata; Actinopteri; Labriformes; Labridae. The record is from the annotation of a GenBank genome assembly.
AUGACUGACUCACAGAGCACAGAAAGGCUUCUUCUGCAGACUCUUUGGGAUUGGUUGAGAUGUCAGCACUUCCACAGAUCUCCAUUUUUUCCUGUCUUUUUCUCUCUGACAGUCCACCUGAGCUGCUGCGUGCCAUACAUUUGCCUGGAUUUGCUCUGUUUAAGACUUUCUUUCAUACGCCGUUUCAAGAUCCAGCCUGGAAGCAAGGUGACCUGGAAAAUGACUAAAAGGUGCUUAUGCAAAAUUUUUUACAACCACUUCUGUUUUAUUUUCCCGCUCUCUGUCUUAUACUGGUACUGGAGACCUGUGCCGCAGCCUCUGCUUGCACCUGAUGUUCUGUCUGUUCUCAAGGAUGUUCUAGCUUUCCUCCUCCUUUUUGACACGCAGUACUUUUUAUGGCAUCUGCUGCACCACAAAGUGUCCUGGUUGUACCAGAUCUUCCACAAGGAACACCACCUCUUCACCUCCACCUUCUCCCUGACCACUGAAAAUACAGGCGCCUGGGAAAUGCUGAGUCUCAGCUUCUUCACAACCUUGAACGUUGCUCUCCUGGGCUGUCACCCACUCACAGAGAUGGUGCUGUAUGUCACUCACAUGUAUCUGUCUGUGGAGGCUCACUCAGGAUAUGAGUUUCCCUGGUCACCUCACAGGCUGGUGCCCUUCGGCCUCUACGGAGGAGCUCGGCAUCACGACCUCCAUCACCUCAAAUUCAAAGUGAACUACGCACCAUAUUUCACCCACUGGGACAAACUUUUUGGCACACUACACAGAGGAAAGACACAAAGAAAAACAGAGACUUAA